AUGCCCGAUCAGCGCCGCCGCGCCGGUGCCCAUUGCGUGACCGACGCGUAUCGCAUACACUCUCGCGCUAAGAAGGAGGACUCGCUUACUGGAGAGCUGAAGAUGCGCGGCGCUUCGCGCCCGCGCACCCGUGCCGGGUCGAGCCGAGCGAGGCCCGAGGCGUGGAAGAUGAAUGAAGCGAAACGACUUUAUGUCAGUGACAUGCCGUCUCGGCUACGGACCUGGUUCUUAAUACCAACGGCUGCAUCGCACUCGCCACAACAACUCGCCCUGUCAGCAAUUUCAUCCAGCCCAUUCCCUGUGAUCACGAUGCACUUCACUCGUAUCGCACUCAGUGUCCUCGCCAUGGCACUCGCUGGCAGCACCUCAUCGGCUCUCGAUGCACCUCUCAUUGGGAAACCAGUCGAAGACUUUCAAGGCGUCAAUACGCCUGCUCGUCGCGGUUGA
Molecule: messenger RNA, 447 nt
Organism: Peniophora sp. CBMAI 1063
Lineage: Eukaryota; Fungi; Basidiomycota; Agaricomycetes; Russulales; Peniophoraceae
Source: the annotation of a GenBank genome assembly